This is a messenger RNA of Caenorhabditis auriculariae, 9089 nucleotides long. The record is from the annotation of a GenBank genome assembly. NCBI's taxonomy places the organism in Eukaryota, Metazoa, Nematoda, Chromadorea, Rhabditida, Rhabditidae.
AUGCGUUUGCGCGUUAGACUGGCCUCGGACACAUCAAACCUCACGUCAAUUUUUUUAAAUUUUUGAAAUUGAAUUUAAAAAUUUCAAAAGUUUUUCCUUUUUUUAUUCAGUUUAUAUUUAUACGGUUUCUUUUUUCACGUUCAAAGUGAUUUUGCGGAAUAGAGGUGAAAUUCAGGAAGUGAAAAGAAAAAGAAUUUUUUUGGAGAAUCACGGCUGCUUUAAAUAAAUUCUCGUUUUCCGAUUUUUCUGAUUCAGAUUUUAAAAAUGAGUUCAAGCGACAGUUUUUCGAGUAACGAUGUUUUAAAAGAUCUUACACGGCUUCACUUAUUAGCUCAGCGGUAAAUUUGCCAAAUAUCCUUCAUUGCUAACCUUAUCUCUGUAGAAUUUUUGAAACACGUCAAGUUUGUGUCGAUCUUGACAAAAGACGUCAGAAAAUUACGAGAAUAUGAGCGAUCAUCACGAUCAAAAACAGAGGUAAGGUGUGCUAUUUUCUAAGAUGUGUAAAUUUUAUAUGUUUAGGUCUCGAAUGACAAAACUUGGGUCCUCACUGGAGAAUCAUUCCUCUCCUUGCCAACUUCAAGCUUGAAAGAUAUUGUGAAAGAAGAUAUGCAGAGCGUGGAGAAGUCAAUUAAAGAAAUGAAUGAUUUAUUGAAGGUUUUUCUAAAAAUAAACUUUAAAACAUGGAAAUAUGGGCUCAGAAAGACGUCAACGAGCUUUUUAACACUGGAAAAGCAAAAGAAUUUAGCCGACCGAGGGUUCGAUCUGAGCAACAUCUUGCAAAACGACGCUGAAUGAUUUUUUAAUUUUCGUUCCUUUAUUGUCAUCUUCCAACUGGAAAACGGGUCGCAAUAAAUAUUAUCAAUGCAAUUCCUUGGAUUUUAUAAAUUUAUUGGUUUAUGUUCCUUUUCUAUUUUCGAAUAGGCUCCCGAAAAUAAUUUGGAUUCUUCCGUUCAGAAAACAAUGGGCGACACAGAUGUUAACAGCAUCAAAGGGUUUUUGUACGGAUGGCUGGGCAGAAACAAGCAUAAUACGCCAAAUUACGAGAUCAAAAAUGAGAACCGGGGACAUGUUUCGCGUUUCAAAUGCGAGCUUCGUGUCGAUGGCUUCCCAUACACUGCUUUCGGAAAUUCAACCAAUAAAAAGGUGGAUAAAAAAGAGGAAAAAUCUAGUUUUUGAAUGUCGUCUGUUGAAAUUUAUGCAAUUUUUGUCAUAGAAAGAGUUUUAAAUUGGUACGAUCAUUUUGAUGAAACAGAUUUAACGUCCUCAAAGUCGAGCCACUUGAAAAAAUCGGUUUCUUUUUCUGCUCUCGAAGCUCAUGAAAUUAUAUUUUAUAUUAUGGACUUCGUUUCAGGACGCCGGUACAAAUGCAGCCAUGGACUUUUGCCAAUACCUGGUCCGAGAAGGUCAUAUGAAAGCUUCGGAAAUUCCCUCUUUGAACGCUUCGGCGUUGGAAACGGCUCGCGAAAGCGGUUUCUCGGCUACCAGUGGCGGCGGAUCUUUUUUCGAAUCCAAGGCUGAAUCGAAUUCUUUCGCCCCACCGGAAAAUAACAUGGUUCUUGUCUCAUUUUUGUACCAGAUUAAUUGAAAAACUUAGCUUCCUUGGCAAAGCGCCUAUAGAAAAGACGACGUGAGCCACAAGCAAUACGUGGCACAAAAGGCGGAGGAGAUCGCUCAGGUAUGUUGAAAGAUGGACGAUGAACUGUUAUUUUUCUUCGGAGAAGUUUAUUGCCCGCUUUUUUCAAUCUUCUAGGUAGAAAACGAUCUGAAGCUUUUCAGUCGGAAAACGCCGACAUGAAGGCGGAUCUUCACGGUGGCUGGAAUAUGGACAAUAGUAAGGCGGCUUUGAACGAAUAUCUCCAGAAGAUGAGACAGCCUCCUAUAAACUAUGUCACCCAAACAAAAGAGGCCAAUAGGUUAUAUUGAAUUUUUCUGGAGAAAUAUUCAAAAAAUAUUCAGAACAUUCGUGACAGAAGCCGCGCUUUUUGUGACGGCUCUCAAAAGAAGUUUGUUUCCUCUUAAGCUUUUCAAUUUUCAACAAAAAAUCUAGAUGUGAUGGGCCGAGGGCAAGGUUCUACCAAGAAAGUAGCUGAAAGCAGCUGUGCCAUGAACAUUGUCCGACAGUUGUUUCAUUUCAAUAUCAUCCAAUCUUUUACUGGACCUCGGAAAAAGACAGCCGCUAACACGGUGAGAAUGUUGUAGUGGUCGCUCUAGGGGUUCAAAAAAAAACCAUAAAAAGUCUUAUUGGAAACCGGAAAAGUUCGAAUACCUUUAGCAAAGCUUUUCAUGGUUGUCACUUUAGUUAACGCGAUAAAUAUUUUUGAACCAAUCACGAAAUAGUCUGAUUGAUCACUUUCCUAGAAAAUAAACUUUUCUAUUUUUCUAAAAAUAAAUUUUCUUGAAGCUCCCCGAAAUUCCUGUGAAUAUGCACGACGAAUUGAAAGUGCGACUGAGAGAGUUCGUCCGAAAUAGCGGGGUCGAACUGCCUCUAAUUUCUGAGGAGACCGCCACUCCAGAGGCUCCUGUUUCCAUUAUCGUUGACCAGAAGCUUCACAACUUCCCAGAGUCUACGGUUAAUCUCUUUCUCCGUAUUCCAAGUCUACUCAACUUCUAAAGAUCUCAGCCCCGUCGAACGUUUCUUGGGCGCCUCCAAUGCAGAAUUGGAACCCGUGGAGAGCUGCCAACAUUGACGAGCCGCCACUAGCUUUCGUGAGCAAUUAUAAAACGAGAACUCUGAAAAAAAAAACCACAAUUUAGAUGCCCCUUGGCGAGAUCAGCGAGAUGAUCAAUCAAAAAGAGGCGGAGAAAAUCGAGAUGUUGGAGCACAUGAACGAGGGAAGAAGAAAGUUGCCUGUGUUCCAGUACAAGGAGCAAAUUAUCAAUUUGGUCAACAAUAAUUCGGUUGUUUUGAUCAAAGGAGAGACUGGAUGCGGUAAAAGUACGCAGGUGGGCAGAAAAUAAAUCAAAAUUUUAGUCUUUCUCACUGAUGUAUUUCAGAAAUGGAAUUUAAUUGGAUGUUUAUUAACUUUAUUUCAUACUUCGAUGUAGAGAAAAAAAGAAAAACGUAAUCAGAUUUUUUUAAAUGUUGAAAAUUUUAAAACAGCGAGAGCUUUUCCGUGAAAAAUAAUGAAUAAAAAAUAAAAAUUCCACUUAUAAUCUUUUUAGGUGGCCCAAUUCCUUCUCGAAUCCUACAUCGAGACGAACCGAGGCGCUGAGUUCAAUGCCGUCGUUUCGCAGCCGCGCCGAAUCUCGGCCAUCUCCCUCGCUGAGCGAAUUUCAAACGAAAGAGGCGAGAACCUUGGCGAAACCGUUGGUUACGGUGUCCGGUGAGCAUCACUGCCCUGAAAGCCUUUGAUUCCCUGAAGUUCAGGUUCGAUUCCGUUCCUCCACGGCCUUACGGCUCGAUCAUGUUCUGUACUGUGGGAGUUCUGCUGCGGAUGAUGCAGAACGGUCUCCGAGGCAUUUCUCACGUCAUCAUCGAUGAGAUUCACGAACGCGACGUCGAUGUAGGCGUGGAAAUCGCUCCGACACUCAACUGAUAGAAAAUUGACAGACGGACUUCGUUCUGAUUGUCCUGCGCCAAAUGCUCACCGCCUACAAAGGCCUUCGAGUCAUCUUGAUGUCAGCCACUAUUGAGACCAAAUUGUUCACGGAUUACUUCGGCGACUGUCCUGUCAUCACUAUGCACGGCCGUACUUUCCCCGUCGAGCGUUAGUUUUCUGAACUGUAUCCCUUCACUGUAUACGUCUUCCAGACCUGUUCCUGGAAGAUAUCGUGGGGAAGCUUCGGUUCAUGCCUGAGCCUUCGGACCGCAGGAGGCGGAAAGAAGAAGAGGAAGGUGAUGAGGAGGUCGACGACAAGGGCAGAAACAUGAACAUGUUGGCGGCCGACGCUCCGCCUCAGCUCAAAUUGGCCAUGUCUCGCAUCCCGGAGACGGAGAUUUUCCUGCCCUUGAUCGAGGUAUCACGCUUUUUGAGAUGAAAAAAGCAAGAACUGAAGUGAAGGAGAAAAUUGAAAGAAUCGUUCAAGUCUUGAAAAGAUAAAAAAAAAUUAGGAAAAGAUCUAUUGAGUACCUCGGUUUUAUAGCGUUGAUUUCAUGAAACUUUUGGUUUCAUAGGCACCUUCACGUCAAGGAUUUUACUUCAAUCUUCUUUUUCAUUUUGACAAUCUUCAAAUUUUCCCACCGGUUUGCGAAAACUAAUGUUUAAUUUUAUUAUAUUCCACAAAUGAAUUUUAAAAGUAAAUUUUAGAGGAAAACGAUUAAAUAGAUAAUUUUUUUUCAAAUGCAAAAGACCAUACCAAGAGUGUUUUUCUAGGACACUUGAGGAAACUUUUGAGUUUACAAAAGGAAUAUUUCAGGAUAUUAUGGCAUAAAAGACCGAGAUGACACACUUUGAAUAAAUUUUGCAUCGAUUUUAAUCGGAAUCAGUUGAAAGUUGCUGAAAAAAUAUGGGAAACACGUCAAAAUGCUGUUCUUUCUUCUCAUACGGAACUUUUUGAUCUACUAUCCAAAAAAUUUUCAAAAACCAUAGUCUUUUUGCAUUGGCCUGUCAGUUGGAAAAUUUAUUUUUCAUUCUUCAGGCCAUCUUGAAAGAUAUUGCCGACAAAGGAACCGAAGGAGCCGUGCUGAUUUUCAUGCCCGGAUGGGCUGAAAUCGUCUCGUUGAUGAACCAUUUGAAAGCCAGUCAGGAGUUUUGUGAGCUCAGACUUUAUUUGAAAAAAAAUAGCAGUGAACUUUAGCGAACGUUUCGAAAUACGAAGUUUUGCCAUUGCAUUCGCAGCUCACCAGUGCAGAACAAAGACGGGUUUUCAAUCAUUAUGAAAAUAAGAGAAAGGUUAUUUCUUACUCGGCUCAUGCUUUUCAAACGACCCAACAAACUUUGUGAAUAUAACUUUCCAGAUCAUUAUUUCUACCAAUAUUGCCGAGACAAGUAUCACAAUCGACGACGUCGUGUUCGUCAUUGAUUCUUGCAAGUAAGUUUCAUUAUUUUCCCUAUUGGUUUGCAGAAAAAAAAAAUCAAAGAUCAGAUUUGUCUUUGUGAAACAAACCGUUUCAAAAAAAUCAGACUUUUCGCGCGCCAUCAAUACUCUAAGGACUUCAAACAAUUCCAAAAUUCAAAUUCAAGUUUCUCAUGUUUAGUUAGUCAGAAUAAAGAGUUUCAUAGAACAGGCGUGGGCGAUUUCAUAUACAAAAUUUUUCAAGACCUCAUUUUCUGUUUUUAAAAGUUAAAAUCUUUCAUUAACCACUCUUUUGGCCUUCCGAACCGUGAAUUACUUGGAAACUCUGUCUCUUAUUUCAACAUUUCGUUUUCAGGGCAAAGGAGAGAAUGUACACGUCGAACAACAACAUGGUUCAUUUUGCGACGGUUUGGGCCUCAAGGACCAACAUUGUCCAACGACGGGGUCGUGCUGGCCGCGUUCAACCCGGAUUCGCCUUCCAUCUUUGCAGCAAACAGCGUUUUGAGUCGUAAGUUAUUGUUGAUUUUUUUUAGUUAUGUCCUAUAGAGUUAGCAUUUUUUUUUAAAACGCCUAACACUUUUUAAACGAAUAUCUCGAAGAGGCUACGAUGCAUGAAGCCUUACUUUCAGACUUGACGAACACGCGACGCCAGAAAUGCUGAGAACGCCUUUGCAUCAAAUUUCCCUUCUGAUCAAGUUGCUCCGUCUCGGCUCUGUCGGCGAUUUCCUCGGAAAAGCCCUGGAACCACCGCCAUACGAUAUGGUUGUCGAGAGCGAAGCCAUGCUGCAAAGUGAUACUUGAAUGAAAAUACACUUCUAGCCUCUUUUUCAAGGUAUGGGUGCUUUGGACAAGAACUUGGAGCUGACCAGUCUCGGCAGAAUGCUCGCGCAGAUGCCGAUUGAGCCGGUCAUCGGAAAAUGCAUCGUUUUGGGAACGGCGUUGGGGUUUGUCCACUAUUCUUACUAUGAACUUAGGGAUAGUCAUAGAAAAAGGAUAUAUUGCUUGAAGUUCAAAAUAGAAUUUCAAAUUUCAACUAGAAUCAAGCACACGAAAAGAGGAUAAUUUCCAAGGCUUAGUUCAUAAAAAGUACAAUACUAAAAUAGAUCUAACCACUUUUUAACUUUGAAAAUUAUCGAAAUUCGACUCACUUAUUUUUUUACAGUUUUUGCUUUACCUUAGGCCAAACAUUCUCGUUUUUCUUUGACUUCUGUAUCUCACACUCAUUGAUCAUUUUUUUUUGUUUUCUAUCCAAUAUCUUCAGUUUUAGUCUUCUGUGAGGAAAGGUUGACAAAAUAAAAGUCAUUUGUGACCUCCGGGAAGCAUAGAUGAUUACACUACUGCCUUGAGCCAUCGAAAAAUGGGCUUUGACACGAUAAGAAAGGAGACAGUGUCUGGUUGGUGGAGAGCGUAGACAGGCCACGCCCCUUUGCGUCCCAAGAUAGCCUUGAAUCGGCUACAGUACUGACUUUGAUUUAGGAAGGCACGGGAGGAGCAGGGGGAAAAGGCCUUUUAAAAAGUCUGCUUAUCUAUGACCGUUUCUAGUUUUUUCAAAAGUUCAAACGCGCGAAUUUUCAGUAUCGGAGCGUUGAUGUGCGACAUCGCAGCUUCGAUGUCGUUCUCGACGCCGUUCGUUCCCAGAGAGCGCCAUCACACUCGAAUGAACAGUCAGCAACGCUCCUUCGCUGGAAACAAGCCGUCGGAUCACGUCGCCAUGGUCCUUGCUUUUUCUGAUUUAUUAUUUUACGGGGAAAGAAAUGUUAGAUGUCUGAAAAAAAAUACAGUGUCCGUUUAGAAGGGAUUUUUUUACUGGGAUAGUUGGUAAAUCUAUUGAAUUUUUCAAUUCCAAGAAGUAGCUGAUUAGAAAAAAAAUUAGUAUUUAUUCUAACUAGGAACAUAACCCUCCUUCAAAAAAAAAAAUGUAAACGGAAAGUAUUGAGUUUUCUUCUUUGACCACUUCCCCCUGAAUUUUCCCUUGAAAAUUUGAGUUCCACGAAAAUUUCCAAUAUCAUCACAUUUCUUCAGGUUGCUGUUGUUCAAGCCUAUAGAAACCUGAUUGAAGAACAAUAUUCGAGCGACGCCGAGAGAUCCUUCUGCGAUCGCUACUCAUUGAGCCCAACCAUUUUGAAAAUGACCAAGUUUACCUGAUUUCAUGAGAAGAGUUCGAAUCACUUUGUUCAGUGGAGCACGACGGCAGCUGGUUGAAGUCCUCGCGAAUGCUUGCAAUUUCCCCAAAGACCUUCUGUUCGACAUCCACGUGGACGUUAAUCAGAAGGUUUACAUUUUUCAGUACUACGCAAUUUCGAAAUCAGGAACAGUUGGCGCUUUGAGGUUAGCGUAUUCGUGCACUUUUUUCUCGUUCUCAAAAAUAUUAUUUCGUUUUAAUCUUACUAUUUCCCUUUUCAGAGCGGCGAACUGGAUCUGAUGCGCUCCUUGUUGGUGAAUGCCCUUUACCCGAAUAUUUGUUAUUUCCGCGGAAAGAGAAAGGUUUCAAAUCGUCUUUUUUUCUCCUUCCUGAUAAGCCAAGGGAUCAGGUCUACACGAUCGACCAAUCGUCCGCUCUGGUCACCAACUACUCGAUCCUGACGCCGUUCAAGGACAGCGGCGACUUGGAAUUGCCCUCCCCGCUUCUUGUUUUCAAGGAGAAGGUUUAUAAAUGAGUGGCUAUGGGAGAUUUGAAAUAGCAGAGCAAAACACAGUAUUCUAAAAAGCCGUUACGAAUAGACAUUGGACUAGGGAAAUGAAAAGUAAUAUAUUUGCAGCUGCGAACAAGAUUCAUCUCCUGUAAGGAACUUUCCGUGAUCUCGGCCGUCCAGCUGAUGCUGUUCGGCAGCCGAAAAGUGGAAUGCAUCGGGAAGGAUUUGAUUCGACUUGACGACAUGUUUGUCCUUUUUACUCUUGAAUUUUUGACCUUUGUGAAGAAGGCAUAGAACAUUUGAAGGCAAAACCUAUAGUGAAUCCUUCCUGGCUUGAAAUGCGAGGGAGGCGGAGGGGGCGGGACGCGUAGCGUGCGCGCUCGCGGCUUUUGGCAGGAGCUUUCGCCAGCGACUAUUUUCUAAUUUCUUUUUAAGUUCUUCAUCGAUUUUUUUUUUCAAUUGGGCAUUAAUUAAUAGCAGGAUAGAUACUAAAAGAGCAACAAACUCCAAAUAGUCAGUGGAAUCGAACUCAUGCCAAGAACCGCCUACGCGUCCCGCCCACUUCUCCGCCUCCCUCGCCUUUUCAGUCGGGAUUAAUUGACAAUACUGGUGUAAAUUUUUCUCGAAACUAUCUCAACCUCGGACUUAUCAAGUUUUUGAUUCUCCAGUUGCGAAUCCAAUGUUCCAGGAUCACCCUGAGCAUGGAAACGGACUUGGCGGCGAACGUGAUGGCUCUCCGACCCUGUGUCGAUUCUCUGCUGGUGCGAGCGUGUGAAAACCCCGAAUCAAUUGAGUUUGCCGCACCGGAAGGUGGAGCCUCGUUUGAAGUACAACGAACAAUAACUAGCACUCACAGAUCAAACGCUUCGCGACUUGCUGCGUGACUUGUCGGCCGAGGAACUGAUGACAAAGGCGUCGGUGAAGGACGUUCUUCUCACUGAUGCGGCCCAGGUACUUUCGAAAUAUUUCACUGAACUCACCACUUUAAAUUUAAUUAAGUGAAGGAAAGAGAUAUCAAAAAAAAAAGAGAUAGUAAAAAUUUAUUUAUUUUUAGGAAAAGGGAUUCGGAAGCAUGCGAGUUCCUCGUGGUGCGGGUGCUCACAAUUCGUGGGGAUUUGGAGGCGGUCCGAGUGAGUUCAAUAAAAAAUAGAGAUAAUGAAAACAGUUUUUAGAUUCAGAUCAUUUUUUUUAGGACCGAACAACUCUUUCAUGAAUAGUGCUGGCGAUGGUUGGAACAACGGCGCUGGCGGAAAGACACCUUCGCCAUCGCGCUUUCCCGCGCAGCAUCCGCAUCCCUACGGCGGCGGAGGUGGACGAGGAGGAUUUCGCGGUGGCAUGCGACAGGACAGCGGAUUCCGUGGAGGAAAUCAGUUCGGCAGGCCGAGAGGCGGAGGCUUCGGUGGCAGCAUGCGAGGCUUCCAGCCGAGAAAUCGCGGCGGCUUCCAACGAGGCCGUGGCGGCGGUGGUGGUUAUGGAAAUGGAAAUGGAGGCGGAUGGUAG